AUGGUCACGCUGUCCGCGGUGCCCGUGCUGGCAGGGAUGAUGGGUCCGGCUAAGUCUGCGUCGAGCUGCCUGCUUCGCGUGGGCACCCUGGGCGCCUCCCUCGCCCUUCCUCCAGGAGGGCUCCUGCUUUUUAGCUGCUGCAGGGGAGCUGGCACUCAAUUGGACUCAUCUCACGAAGCCACAGAGCCAUGCGACAGCCUCCUCCUCCUCCAGCACGUGAAAGACAGCCAGUCCAUCCGGCACACCCUGACGGACUUCACAGCUGGAGACGAUGUGCGCAUCAAGGAACUGACUCGCGUACGCACCGAGGAAACAGCUCCAUGCACCUGGAAGGCCCACCCUCACCUGGGUGCUCGCAAAUAUAAGUGCGCGCAUCGCUGCGAUCCUCACAUCAGCGGCUCCAGAUUCGACCUUCCAGUUGCUCACGGAUCACCAAUGACUUCAGACAUGGACUGGGAAUCACAGGCGCACGCUAAUUUCGAAGCAAUUGACGUGGACAACGACGGCUUCAUUUCGUUUAACGACUACCGGGACUUCUUGGAAAUGAACGGUGUUGAUCAAGACUGCAGCAGUGUGGACACAAACAAAGAUGGCAAGAUCUCUUUCGAAGAGUUCUCUGAAUUCUACAAGAAGGACUCUGACAAGCAGAAGGAGAAGCUGAAGCUGAAAAAGUGAACUCCAAGGACAUGCCUGUGGGGUGAAAGGGUUGCUCUUAUCUUCUUUGGUUCUUUCGGUAAAGUCACGUAGAAUGAGAAUAAAAUGCUCUUAGUUUGUUAGGCUUCCACUCCUUGCGUCUUAAUCAUCAUGACCAAUGUCAACCCUACUACUAAGUAUUAGGCAUGUAAUGAUGAAUUAAUUCAUUAAAAUUAAUUCGCACUCUCUCAUUCGUGCCGACAAUUGGCCGUGCAAUAAUCUGUCAUUUAAAUGGUAUUGCAUAUUAUAUGCAAACAUUACCGUUUUGCUGAGCAAAUUUAAUGGCACAAAUGAGAUUAAAUACAUUCCAAAUAAGACGUAAAAAAGGAAUAGGUUCUUGAAUAUAAUAGAGAGAAUUGUGACAUUUCACUGAAUCAGAGGGUAAUCUUUACAUGCCUAAUAAAAAAACUACUGCUACUAUUUAUAGCUAUUACUACUGUAUUUGACACUACUGCUAAUAGCACUACCACUAAGACUCCAUUGAAAUGUACUUUUAGUACAAAGCAUUUCAGUAACAUUUCAGAUGUACUGUGCUGUGCGACGUACUGGCACCAUGAUCGAAAAUAGCGCAAUGAAACAAACUUCGAGGCACAAUGCAUCCAUUCACUAUGGCAUAAACACCUCAGUGUAGUACACGUACUCACACAUACCAGUCACAGAUCACUCUUGAACAACACUACUGUCAGAAUGCUGGACGUGGCUUGGUAACCUGAAAGGCAGCGGUGGACAGAAUGCAAACACGGUUCUUUCUACAAAUGCAGCCCAGCGUUCUGAUGGAUUGUUUUUUUCAUUUGCAUUGAAAUAAACCCAGCCUUGCUUAAAUAAAAG
Molecule: messenger RNA, 1521 nt
Organism: Petromyzon marinus (sea lamprey)
Lineage: Eukaryota; Metazoa; Chordata; Hyperoartia; Petromyzontiformes; Petromyzontidae
Source: RefSeq, a predicted model, not a curated record